AUUUUUUUUUGUGAAGGGUGAAAGUUUUGCCGACGGUUCCAUAAGACGGGGAAACCUUAAAAAAAUAGAAGCAACUGGUGAUUUACGCACGUGCUUAAAUUACUCUUGGAAAAAAAGGCAAUGAAUUCAAACAUGAAAGAAAGGAUGAAAAUCAAUUGAAAUGUUGCGUAUCUGAUGUAAAUUUAAGUGGGAUUUAAGAUGAAUCGUGAUAAUGAGGAACAAAAAGCAGUUUCCCAAACUCUCUGUGGCGCAUUGCAGAAAGAAGCUAAUUGCAAAUGUUUGGUACUUUCUGUACUCAUUUAUGGAUGCCUUGCUGCCGUUACAUGGUGUCGUUGCGCUAAUGUUACUAAGGUCGUCAUCAAUUUUAUGAAAAUACCCAUUCGAAGCACAAAAAAUGUUUCGCCCUGUGACGAUGGUUACAUAUACAUACCUGUUGCAUUUAUGGGAAUGUUAUAUCUUGUUUAUUUGGUGGAAUGUUAUCAUUCUCCAAUCAGAAUUGACCUUCUACAUGCGGAGGGCCAAAGCAGUGUUCUUGCCAAGUUGACCCAACUGAAAAUUGCUCAGCCAACAAUUUGGUGGAAGGCCAUUUCCUAUCAUUAUGUGCGUAGAAAGAGACAAAUCACUCGUUACAGAAAUGGUGAUAAUUAUACAACAACUCAGGUUUAUUACGAGAGAGUGAAUACACAUGCUGCAACAUCUUUUUAUUUUUACGAUUAUUGUGGAGUCAAAGACAUCAGUAAAGAGUUAAUUCUCGAUCCAAAAGUACCAAUUACAAAAAUCACUCUAACGAAAGGAUUCGCAUUUUCCAACGUGAGAUCGGCCACCGAAUUCGAAGAAGCGAGAUCACGUUUUUUUGCAGAACAAGAAUUUAGAGACGAUUACAUGGAAAUGAGAGAGAGUCUCGACUUGGGGUACAAUUUCAAUCCUAUUACUUUGGUAGCGGUCCUUGGUAAUCCCUGGUUCACCAAUUCCUAUGUAUAUUGGUGUCUGAGUGCUCUUUUACUGAGCUGGCCACUUAGGAUCAUCAUUGAAUAUAAAACUCAAUAUGCAGAUUAUCAGAUAACAAAACUUUUUGGUGUAAAUUACGACACACCAAUGACAUCACAAAUACAUGCGUCUUCCAGUCAAAUAAGUGCUCCAGGAUCAUAUAUGUUAGCACCGAGUUAUAGCGAAGCACUUUUAAUGGAACCUGUAAUAUCAAGAACGGAAGAAACAUCAGAAAGAGAAAAUCUCAUAGAGGCAUUUGAAUCGGAUAUGGUACCAAGUUAUUCCGAGGCACUUCUUUACGAACGAGCACAACAGAAUUCUUUGCAAACUGAUAUCAAUAUCCAAUAUCAUCAGAUUCAAUCCUCAGAACCUUGUGAGUGUCCAUGUCACAUUGGAGAAUUAGAAAGACCCAAUGAAUUAGAUCCAGAAGCUUCCACUUCCAAAAUGGAAAAUAAUAAUAAUAAUCCUCGAGAUGAAAGAAUACAAAUAGAAAAUACAAUUCAAACAAGAUCGGAAACUAUUAAUUUUAGAGAAUCUGAAACAUCAACAGCAAUAUAUCAAACAAGAAAUCGACUAAGUGAUUGUAAUUAUACUACACAAUUGAAAAUUUGUAGUGACUGUCUAAGAAGUUCAGCGAGUGAUCCCAAUAGAUUGAAUCGUGAUUUAAGUGAAAUUGGAUGUAGUCGAUUUUUAUCUCAAUUGAGGCGGACAAAUUCUCGAGAGAGUUCCUUAGAAUUAUUAAACGCAGCAGCAGCAUGUGCAAAUACAACGAGAAAUUUCAACAGAGAUAUUUCAGAACCAGAUCUACGAAAAAAUUCAGAAUUAGUUGAUCCCACAUUGAAAUUCCUCUUGGCAAAUGGUCGAAGUUUAGAGAAUAUUUUAGAAAAUGAAGAAUCCGAUGUAUUGAAAAAGAGAGCAAUGUCUGAGCGAGCUGAAGCAUUGAUUUUAGAAGAUCAAAUUGAUUCAAUUUCCACUGUAACGCAUGAGGAAAUGAUUUCAAGAGGUGCAAUACCAAAAAAAUUGUCUAACAAAAGUAGAGUUACUGUAAAUCCUAUUUCGGAAGUAGUUAAAAGAAUCCCCACGUCGAAGACUUAUUUUUGUCUUAAGUCAAUUCUGAAAAAUAAACAGAGACGAUAUACAAUGGUGACUCCUGAAGAAUUUCAAGCACUUGAUCCAGAUAAAUCUAGCGGUGAAAUAGAAUUUUGUAGAAAUAGAGAAACUAUUCUUCAUCUAACCGAUGUUUCGGCUCAAUGUCGAUGUAGCAACUGUGAUAAUGAUAAUGUUAAUGGCGUCAAUAGAGAAUCUGACGAUUUUUCCCGAGAGAACUGUAGUUUGAAAUCGGAGAAUUCUAGGACGCUGAUAUUUGCAAAUCCAAUUCAGAAGAUUUGUCCAUCGGAUCCAUUUCAAGGGAAAAAUGUCGUUCAAAGUGAUAACACGGCAAAUAAUGAAGAUUUUUCAAACUUACCCGUCUUAUCAAGGUUCAGGAGAUCAUUGACUGAGAGAGAAGUUUCUGCUUCAAGUAGCCGAAGUCAAUGGACGCAGCAUCGAACCAUAAGUACAGGACCUGAUGAAAUUUUUUCUGAAAGACACGAUCCUGCCAUUUCCCUUCCAUCGUACGACGGUAUGACGAUACCUCCCGAUUCUAGAAUAAAUUUGCCGAACAACGAUAUUCUUUCAAUAAAUAAUUGUCCGUCAUUGUCACAAGAGGACCAAGCAAGUCAAAAUCAAUUUGGGUCUGAUGACCAAUCGAGUUCACAAUUCAACAUAGAAAGGCCCAGAUUGACUCGAUCAUUAACUGAAAGGAGAGUCAAAUCAGACCAAAGAAAACGCGAUCCAAUUCUACGUAAUAGCUUCACAGACAGAAUAGAUUAUUCAUUUAAAGGAAGCGAUGGCAAACGCACGAAUCUCAAUAUGGAGACUUCCUUGUAAAUUAUAUGGGAUUAGAGCUCAUAUGCACUGUAAAAAAUUUCAGUAUAUAAUUACAUGAUGCAAGUAAUUUUACACAAAAUUGAAAUGUAGUAAAUUUACUACGUCUGGACAAUAGGACGAGACGCCUACUUUUUCCUCAAUUUUUAAAUAACCGAAUUUUUAAUUAACAUAAUUUAAAAUUACAAAAGUGUUAAUAAACCGAAUUUAAAUAUUUCAGAAUUUUUAAAAAACCGAAUUUUUAUAGUUCCAAAUUUUCAGUUUACACAAUAAAAAAAUAAUCGAAAUACCAUUGGUUAUAAUUUUUAUGUUCUCGAAUAUUAAAAUUACAGAAAAUGAAAAGAGCAGAAGUUUCACUUGACAGACUUUCUGUUCAACCUAAUUGCGAUCGGACAAAAUUUUAAGAGAACAGAAAUAUCAGUUAACAUAAUUUCAAUUUUGCAGAAUUUUUAGUUAACAUAAUUUAAAAUAAACAGAAAUGUCAUUUGACAUAAUUUUUAUGUUCUCGAAUUUUAACUUUUCCGAAAAUAAAAAUAACAGAAAUUUAACUUGACAGACUUUCUAUUCAACCUAAUUGCGAUUGGACAGAAUUUUUAGAUAACGGAAAUAUCAGUUAACAUAAUUUCAAUUUUGCAGAAUUUUUAGUUUACAUAAUUAAAAAUAAACAUAAAUGUCAUUUGUCAUAAUUUUUAUGUUCUCGAAUCUCAAAUUAACCGAAAAUAAAAACAGCAGAACUUUCAUUUGAUAGAAUAAAUCCAUUGUUGAUGAUUGUUUAAACAAUGAAUACACAAUGGAUUUGGUAUGUCAAGUGAAACUUCUGCUGUUUUCAUUUUCGGUUAAUUUGAGAUUCGAGAACAUAAAAAUUAUGACAAAUGACAUUUAUGUUUAUUUUUAAUUAUGUAAACUAAAAAUUCUGCAAAAUUGAAAUUAUGUUAACUGAUAUUUCCGUUAUCUAAAAAUUCUGUCCAAUCGCAAUUAGGUUGAAUAGAAAGUCUGUCAAGUUAAAUUUCUGUUAUUUUUAUUUUCGGAAAAGUUAAAAUUCGAGAACAUAAAAAUUAUGUCAAAUGACAUUUCUGUUUAUUUUAAAUUAUGUUAACUAAAAAUUCUGCAAAAUUGAAAUUAUGUUAACUGAUAUUUCUGUUCUCUUAAAAUUUUGUCCGAUCGCAAUUAGGUUGAACAGAAAGUCUGUCAAGUGAAACUUCUGCUCUUUUCAUUUUCUGUAAUUUUAAUAUUCGAGAACAUAAAAAUUAUAACCAAUGGUAUUUCGAUUAUUUUUUUAUUGUGUAAACUGAAAAUUUGGAACUAUAAAAAUUCGGUUUUUUAAAAAUUCUGAAAUAUUUAAAUUCGGUUUAUUAACACUUUUGUAAUUUUAAAUUAUGUUAAUUAAAAAUUCGGUUAUUUAAAAAUUGAGGAAAAAGUAGGCGUCUCAAUAGGACUGUUUAGGCUAACGCAGAAUAGCUCCACGAUUAGGCCUAAGCAGAAUAAAAUCUCUAAUCGUAAAUCUUAAGCUUUUACAUGAGAGAGAAAAGGACAAAAGAUAUUUCUAUCCUUUUCUCUUUCAUGUAAAAGCUUAAGAUUUACUAUUAGAGAUUUCAUUCUGCAUUGGCCCAUAGGUUCAUGAGAUAGAGAAGAACACGAAUAUAUUUCUGUCAUGCUUUACCGUUCGCGAAGCUAUUCUGCUUAUAUAGGCCUUUAUGCUGAAUCUACAAUGGCUGCGCAAACGUUCACGUCGACUUUUGCGCAGCCAAUGUAGGUCCAUCAUCCAAACGGCUUGCUCAAUUAAGGCCUGAGCAGAAUAGAAACGUAACUGGAAUCGUAAUCACAAACGCAACCAGAAAAAUGAGUUAGAGAAAGAUAGACAUAUUGUUUGUCCUUCUUUAACUCAUUAUUCAGGUUGCGUUUGCGGUUACGAUUCAUGUUACGUUUAAAUUCUGUUCAGGCCUGUAGGUAGUUCAAGUUGGGUGGGGUCUAUUUAAUACAAUAUAAUUAGUAAAAAAAAAUAAAAUCGUUUUUUAUUAUUGUAUUAAAUAGGUCAUUAAAAAUAGAAACUAAAUUCCUAAUAUACUUAGGUUCCAAAAUUUCAUUUAAGCAAGAUAUUAAAAAAAUUCGACUUAAUCCCGUACAUUUAUAAUGUUUGUGCACCAGUUUACCCCCACCUUGACUCUUCCCCCCCAAACUUGAGCUACCUAAAGGAUGUUCUACAAUAAAUGCAAAAGGCCAGUGCAAGUCCAAAAAACCAUAAGUGCAAGAGAGAUAGCUAGACUAUAUAUCUCUUUUGCACUCAUGGUUUUCUUGGACUUGUCUUUUGCAUCUAUUGUAGAACCUCCUUAAUAAAGGCCUGAGCAGAAUAGAAACGUAAUCGGAAUCGUAAUCGCAACCGGAGAAUGAGUUAGAGAAAGAUAGACAUAUUUUUUGUCUUCUUCUAAUUCAUUCUUCUGGUCGCGAUUCUGGUUACGUUUCUAUCGUUUCUAUUUUGUAACUUGUUUUUUUUUCUUUACUUAUAGAUUAUGUAUGUUGCCCAUUAUGUUUUUUCUUUUUAAAAAAUAUAGAGAUUAAAAUUAUGGAAAAUUUAUUCCAUGGAAGGUAGAAAUAAUUAUUUCUAUCAAAUUUUCCAUAAUUUUAAUCUCUAUUUUUUUAAAAUGAAGAAACAUAAUGAGCAAUAUAACCUAAAUAAAGUUACAAGUAGUAUAUUUAUAAGUUUUGCACGGCAGCAGGUGACCACAAUUUUCAGCGUUGGACGUUGUAAAAUUACACAGAAAUUUUUUACAGUGUAUAAAUAUAUAAUAUUGUGAUUUAGAGCCCAAUUGACGAAUUUCAUUAACGGAAAACAUUACGGAAAUUCUCCUUAUUCUCUAUUACUAUACCUAAUAAAAUAUAAAUAAUAAUUGUAGAUGAAUCAAAAUGAAAAAUCAAAAUUUUCUGAAAGAACAAAAUAAAAAUUAUUCAAAGUGUUAGCCAUAUAUAUUUUUCGAUGAAUUAAAAUUGAAGAAUAAUUUUUCAAGCACUUUAAGAGAAACUAGAAAAAUGCAAUUAAAUGUCAAAUUAGAUAGAAGCAAAAAAAAAAUGUCAAUAUAUAAUAUUAUUGUUUUCGUAAUGUUUCUCCACUUGAAAACCUUUUCUACCGGAGUGUUCAUCGCGUGUAACUUCUCUCAAUGUCGGAGUAAUUAUUAUUAUAUAAUAAAAAAAAAUAUUUCUACCUAAGUCCUUCGUAUUAAAAAAGUAAAAAAAGCAAAAAAAAAAAAAAAUAGGUGUCUGAUAAAAAAUUGAUUGAUAGAUGACAUGAAUGUUUUGAUUAAAUUCGGCUUUCCGUACCUGCUAUAGUAAUUAAACAACUAUCGAUGUGAAAGCUAAAAACUAAUUAGUGAAAAUUAUAUUUAAAAAAUUGAAAUUUAACAUUGAAGAAAAAAUAUUCUUCGUUUAAGGAGAGGGUUUGUCUUCUAAAAUUGACUACAAUUUUAUACUUAAAACGAAAGUAUUAGUCUUCGAUUGAGAUUAUUUUCCUCUCAUUUUAAGAAGAAUGAUAACCGUAACAUAACCUCAAACUAAAAAAUGGUUUUUAACGCAAACAAAAAUAUUAGAAAAAUUAAUUUCAAUCAAUUUUGGAAGAUCCAAUUAUAUACAUACAUAUUUUAGAAAAAAUAUUUUUUUAAAAAAUUAUUUAAUAAAAACAAACAUUAAUGUGUAUUUUUUCUUUUCCUAUUAGACAAUAUUGCUCAAAAAAUUAUAAAAUCUAAUUUGAUUUAUUUGGCCUCAAAUUUUAUAUAUAAUAACCAAUGGUUUUCUUUAUUUUGAAAUUUUUUAGAAACUUCUAUUUUUUAUGAAAUUUUAUAUCGUAAUCUAGAGAAAAUGUAUAAAAAUGAGAAGAAUUCUCUCAAACGAAGAAUAUUUUUUUUUACAGUAAAAAUGUGAAGUUGUUUGUAUAUCAGUACAAACGCAUCAGUAAAAUCGAUUCUGAAGUAUAUGAAACAAUUUUUUUAAAAUUGGUCUUUCGCACAGAUUGACGUUAAAUAUUGAAAUUUACGAUAGAAAAGUAAUUUAUAAUAGACACACAUUACUUCCAAAACUAGAGUUGCUAGAAACUGAUUUUUUUAAAUAUCAUUUUCAUAUUCUUUAAUUAUUUAUUAAUUUAAUUAGAUUACAUUUGUCAAGUGUUAAUUACUGCAAUUUCAAUUGGAACGUUAGAAAAUAAUUUCUAAUUUUAAUAAACAACUCUAUUUUUGUAGAAAUAAAAUAAUGCGGACAAUCAUUUAAAGCGGGGGCAACUAUUUUCGAAAAUGGACAAGAUUAAUUAUUAUAAAAGCUUUUAGCUUGAAAAUAUUUACAUACUAAUAUAAUUAAAGUUAAUUAAAAAUAAAUUAAAACUUAUUUUACAUAGUUUAAAGUAUUUUCAAGUAAAAAGGUUCAUGUAUAAAAAAACGCCCCCGUAAUGAUUAGAAGAAAACAAAUUACGAAAUUCUUGUGCCACUAAACAAUUGUGCUCUAGAUUUAGAAAAAGAGAAAAAAAUUAAAACAGUAUUAUUUUCCGUCCGGCUGUAAUAAAUUUUCUAAGGUACUUAAAAGAAAAUGCCAAAAAACGAUUUUUCGAAACUGGUUACUCUAUAUAGAUAUUAAGAUCAGCUCAAUUCCACAGAUAGUUCUAGUUCGUUAAUAAUUAUUGUAAAAAAAAAAAAUUAAAAACUAAAUUACAUCUUUUCAAAUCCUUCCCUUUCUCCUAUCUACAUUUUUCAAAAUCUUAUAUUUUUUAAAUAAAAAAACUUUACAAAUAUUCCCAUAGCAGUAGAUUAUCAAAAAAUAUUUUUUAAUGUAAUAAAUUAAAAAGAAUUUUUAUUUAAAUUUUAAUAAUCUAAAAUAAAAAAAUUUCAUAUUUUCUCUAGUGAAAAAGUUUAAUCAAAAGAAAAAGAACUAUCUGUGAAUCUUACGAAAAAAUAUUAUAGACUUGCCAAUACAUAAUUUUCUUGAAUCUUUUUUUUUGAUAGCCUAUAUUUACCUAGGAGACUCAUUAUAAUAAAAAAAUUCAUUCAAAAAAUUCCAUUAUAAGAAAAACAAUAGAAUAAAAUUAUUAAAAAAAAUUUAUUAUAAAUCGUAUCAAUAUUUAUUUUUCAUCAUAUUCUUUUAACUAGAUAUAAAAAAAAAGUUAAAAUUUUUUUUUCAAUCUACACCUCGUAUAAGUUUUUAAUUGUUUUCUUUUAUACUACUUCACAAACUUUUAAUUUUAUAACUUUUUUAUGUUAAGAGCUGUUAAUUAAAUUUUAAAAUUUCAAAAACUAAAAUUUUUUUCCACCGGUCAAAUUAUAAAUGAAGUAAAAUUUAAAUAACAUAUUUUUUAAGAAUAGACUUUUUUUUAUUGAAAAAAUGAAUAAAUUUUUUUUAACUAUAAUAUUUUUUCGUAAAGAUAACUUAGAACGAGAUAUUUAAUCGCUUCAUUUAUUAUGCAAUAAAAAGUUAGAAAAAAAAAAUUAAAUCUGAUGAAAGUAUAAAGAAGCGAACUGGUCGAUAUAAGUGAUGCGUAAGUUGCGUUCACAAUAGCUCAAAAAUAAUCGAUUAUAUAAUUUAAAUGAAAAGCUAUUUAGCUUUUUGAAGUAUACAAUUACGAAAAUAACACAAAAAGUAUGGGAUUUACUAUUAUAAAUAUUGUAAAUACCUAAACCUUAUAUUUAAAUUAAAAUAUCAAGUAUAUUUGUUGUAUUUGUAUUUUAAAGCUCAUACGUGUAUUUUCGACUAAAACGUUAUUAAUGGCACAUUACUGCUGUCAAUUUAAGCUUAUGCGACUCUGGUAUAACGAUAGUUGGAAAACUUUUUUGGGUCUGAAAACAAAAAAAAAAAUAUGGCUUACAAAAGAAAUUCAAACUUGGUAGAUUAUUUUUUAGAUAGAGAAAAAACAAAUCUCACACUGCACACGCAGAUCGAUAUUUUUCACUGCACUUAGAUUCAUCAAAAAAAAAAAAAAAAAAAAAAAAAAUGAAAAGUUUUCAACCCAAAGAGUACAAUUUUACUUAAAUAUAACAAAUAUAUAUUGUAUAUUCGAUAAACAAUAUGCAACUUAUGCCGUCUCAAAAAAAAGUGCUCUUGUAACUAAAGUAAUAGUGCAAGUUUUUAUGUAAAAAUUAAACAAACAAAAAAAACGAUGCAUUAGUUGCAGAAAUUUAUAUAAUGCACUUGCUCGAAAUCAGCGCGUCCACUUGUAUAUUAAUACGCUAAAGCGAAAUUUUACAGUAUAUUUAGUGAUAUUAAUAUAAUUAUUUACAAAACAAUUCGUGUGUCAGAAUUGUAACAACAUAAAAGCGUGAAAUUCAUGGUUGACGUAUAAAUAAAUGUUGAAGUACAAAAAAAAACUGACUUAUUUCAAUUUUCCAUUUCUAUGGGGUAUUUCUCAGGAAAUAUUCUUUUUGCCUGUCCUCAAGAUAUUUGAAAUUUUUUUACAUUUAUUAAAUUAUCUCCAUGAGAAAGCAAAGUGUUCAUGAAUUCGAACACAAAAAAUUCAUACAUCAACAGUUUUUUUAUAUUUAUUUUUUAAAUUCCAACUCACAAAACAAAAUAUUUCAGAAAAAUGAACAACAGUAAAAGAGAUUUCUUUUUGCUCAAUAUAUUUCUCAAAAAACACACAAUAUAUGAAAUAUAAUUGUUUCUUCUUCCGAUAAAACAAAUGCAUGGUAUACAGAUGUUAUUUAAACACUAAAACGCAAAUAAAUAAAAUUAUUUUCAUUUAAAAAUGAUCAAUUCGCAAGAUUAGAAUUUUUAUUCAUUCAAAAUAAAACAUCUUCUACAUAUAUAUAUUUUUUUUUAUUUUUAAAUGAAAGUAAAAUUUUUAAAAAAAGAAUUAUAUAGUAAUUUUAAAUUUGGAUUCUUAAGAAAAAAUUCUAUUCUCGAGAAUUAAAAUUCGUUUAUAUUGUAUAUAAUAAUAAGACACAUAUGAAACAAUACAAUAUAUAUAUAGAAUGACUAUAAAUAAAAUUUUUUUUUUAAAGGAAGAAUAUUAUGCUGUAUAAUUUGCCACAUUUUAAAAUUGCACAAAUUAUAAUUUAAUUGAUAAUUAUCUUUUAUUUUUUU
Leptopilina boulardi is the source of this 9960-nucleotide messenger RNA. Its product is annotated as transmembrane protein 151 homolog. The transcript is spliced from 9 exons. The record is from RefSeq and is a predicted model, not a curated record. The coding region runs from base 199 to 2916 and encodes 905 amino acids. NCBI's taxonomy places the organism in Eukaryota, Metazoa, Arthropoda, Insecta, Hymenoptera, Figitidae.